UCCCGCGCCGCGUGCCCAACGCCACGCGCCCAGCCCGCUCCUGUGCUCAGCCACCGAGCUGGUUCCCGCAAGAGGGAGGACGCGCAGGGGCGGGACCCAUCUCCCCGCCCCGCAGCUGACCCCGGCCGCGCUGGGAUAAAACCCAGGCCCCGGCGCGAGAGAACCCGGGGUCGGGCUUCCACCCGGUCGCGGAGAGGCGGGGCCGGGUCCCUUUGGCUGCCCGCGCCCCCGCCCCUCGGACCCAGCUCCGGGAGCGGGGCUCCCCGCGCGCGGACACAAGACGGCCAGAGCGCCGAGGCAGUCCCUGCAGCUGAGCGAUGAACAGAGCCAGGGAAAACCUACCAGAGCCGGCGGAGACGUUUUCUGCACCCGGGGCUGCUGCCGCCGCCGCGGCUGCUUAAAACUCGCAAAGUUGAGAGCCAGCGAGAGGCUGCCGCCCGCCGGGAACGAGAGGGAAAGGAACUCGGAAGAUGCAAGAGUGACAGACGCAAAGACCCUUCAGAAGACACCACCAUCGGCGACCUAGCCCCAGAGUCCGUAGGCUUCUCAGCUCUGUUCACUGAUUGGAGGCUGAGCUGGUGGCAAAGGCGCCUGGAAGAGUCUUAGAGGAGACCAUAAUGUCUUUGCGUUUACACACACUGCCCACCCUGCCUGGAGUUGUCAGACCUGGCUGCAAGGAACUGCUGUGUUUGUUGGUGAUCACGGUGACUGUGAGCCCUGGCACCUCUGGGGUGUGCCCCACGGCUUGCAUCUGUGCCACUGAUAUCGUGAGCUGCACCAACAAAAACCUGUCCAAGGUGCCUGGGAACCUUUUCAGACUGAUUAAGAGACUGGAUCUGAGUUAUAACAGAAUCGGGCUUCUGGAUUCUGAGUGGAUUCCAGCAUCAUUUGGAAAGCUGAACACCCUAAUUAUUCGUCAUAACAACAUCACCAGCAUUUCCACAGGCAGUUUUUCCACAACUCCGAAUUUGAAGUGUCUUGACUUAUCAUCCAAUAAGCUGAAGACCGUGAAAAGUGCAGUUUUCCAAGAGUUGAAGGUUCUGGAAGUGCUCCUGCUUUAUAACAAUCAUAUUUCCUAUCUUGAUCCUUCAGCAUUUGGAGGGCUCUCCCAAUUGCAAAAGCUCUACUUAAGUGGGAACUUUCUCACGCAGUUUCCCAUGGAUUUGUAUGUCGGAAGGUUCAAACUGACAGAACUGAUAUUUCUAGAUGUUUCUUAUAACCGGAUCCCUGUCCUGCCAAUGCACCAUAUAAAUUUAGUGCCAGGAAAGCAGCUGAGAGGCAUCUACCUUCAUGGAAACCCAUUUGUCUGUGACUGUUCCCUUUACUCGUUGCUGAUCUUUUGGUAUCGUAGGCACUUUAGCUCAGUGAUGGAUUUUAAGAAUGACUAUACCUGUCGCCUGUGGUCUGACUCUAGGCACUCCCAUCAGGUGCUUCUGCUCCAGGAUAGCUUUAUGAAUUGCUCUGACAGUAUUAUCAAUGGCUCCUUCCGUGCACUUGGCUUUAUUCAUGAGGCUCAAGUUGGGGAAAGGUUGAUUGUUCACUGUGACAGCAAGACUGGUAAUGCAAAUACCGAUUUCAUGUGGGUCGGUCCAGAUAACAGACUGCUGGAGCCAGAGAAAGAGGUGGAAAACUUUCAUGUGUUUCACAAUGGAAGCCUGGUUAUAGAAAACCCUCGUUUUGAGGACGCUGGAGUGUAUUCCUGUAUUGCAAUGAACAGGCAACGCCUGUUAAAUGAAACUGUGGAUGUCACAAUAAACGUGAGCAAUUUCACUGUAAACAGAUCCCAUGCCCAGGAAGCAUUUAACACAGCUUUUACCACUCUUGCAGCCUGUGUGGCCAGUAUUGUUUUGGUACUUCUGUAUCUCUAUCUGACACCGUGUCCCUGCAGGUGUAAAGCCAAGAGACAAAAAAAUAUGCUAAACCAAAGCAAUGCCCAUUCAUCUAUUCUCAAUCCCGGCGCAGCUAGUGAUGUCCCCACUGACGAAUGGAAGGCCAGUGCUGGUAAAAGAGUAGUGUUUUUAGAACCCCUGAAGGAUACUGCAGCAGGGCAGAAUGGUAAAGUCAGGCUCUUUCCCAGUGAAACAGUUAUAGCUGAGGGCAUCUUAAAGUCCACAAGGGUGAAAUCCGACUCAGAUUCAGUCAAUUCAGUAUUUUCAGACACACCAUUUGUGGCGCCUUCUUAAUUUUGUGCCCCCCUUUGUGUGUGGUGUGCCAAAUAAACAACAAGACAGAAAUUGUUUUUGGUCUUUGAAAUAUAACCAAUGAUCUCUUUAAAUGGUUGGUAGGAAACAUGGUAAAGCACUUUGGUUCCUUGAAGUGCUGGCAAAAGAUGGGGUUGUUUUCCAAAGUUCAAGUUCUAGAGAACAACAUCUUAGUCGUUAGCACCACUGAUCAUUUCAAAGCUGGCCUGCAGGUGAUUUGACUGACAUUGUCCUUUUAUUCAGGAUUCUUGAAAGAAAAAAAUAAAUUUUGUGUAUUAGUGUUCUUUAAAAAGAGACUUUGCUAACUUAUUAGGACCAAUGUUGAGUUAUUUUCAAGAAAAGCGGUAGUGUCCUAUUUCAUUUUAGAAGAACCAAACAGCAGUUAUUUAUAAAGCACAAAGUAAAGUUAGAUUUGGGACUAAUUCAGUUAAAUUCAUCAUUUUAGACCACAGUAAACAGAACUUCACUGAUAAAAUUUACUGGGCAACGCCACGUUCCAUAUCCUGUUAGAUAAAUAGUGCAAUAAAGGUACAUUUGUUUAACUGUCUUCUUUCCAUUCUGUAAAUUUCCUAUCCUUAUACGAAAGAUCUUAUUGAAAGUUUAAAGCCAUCAUGAUUUGUUGCCAUAAAUACGUAGGUGUCGAUACCAAAAUGUCUGAGUAACUUCUUAAACUCUUGUUCUAGGAGACUAAUAUUUGUUCAUAUGCUUUUAUGUAUGUACAUCUUAAAUUAUAUGAACUAUUAAGUAGAUCCUACUGUAUUGUGCUUUGGGCAUUGGAAUUAAUGUAAGUAUAUGUAUUCUGUGACUUGAUGUUCUGUUUUAUUUGGCUAUUUAAAAACAUAAAUCUAAGAUGUUUUAUGUGA
This is a messenger RNA of Rhinolophus ferrumequinum (greater horseshoe bat), 3064 nucleotides long. It is a transcript of the gene AMIGO2, whose product is annotated as adhesion molecule with Ig like domain 2. The transcript has 2 exons. Bases 618 to 2183 code for a protein of 521 amino acids. Lineage: Eukaryota; Metazoa; Chordata; Mammalia; Chiroptera; Rhinolophidae. Gene Ontology annotation, biological process: brain development. The record is from RefSeq and is a predicted model, not a curated record. Gene Ontology annotation, molecular function: protein binding.